AUGGCAUCCACCGACAGCGGCGUCAGCAUGGCCGCCUACGCAGCCCCCUCGUUAUUCCAACCUCACCGAGCCCGAGAUGCCAUCCGGGACGCUCACAAGAAGAAGAUCGCGCCUCUGCUGGGAUACUACGCCGGCCUCAGCUCGAUACCCAUUACUCGCUUCUUGGCCCCCAUGAACUUCGACGUGGUCUGGAUUGACUGGGAGCACACGUCCUGCAACGUCGAGACCAUGACAACCAUGGUCCACGAGGCCAUCUUCAUGAGCCAAGGCCGUACUAUGCCCUUUGUCCGAGUCCCGGGCCACGACCAUGCCGCCAUCGGCUACGCUCUGGAUGCCGGUGCCAGCAUCGUUGUCCCUCAGGUUGAUACCGUGGAGCAGGCUCUGCAUGUUGUGUCGGCGGCCAAGUUUGGCACUCGCCAAAGAGGAACACGAUCUGCGCCGCCUUUUCGGCUUAUCCCGUUCUUGACGGAUACGCCGUACGACUCGAGCCGGGACAUUUACACAUGCCUCAACGACCAGGCCGCCAUCAUGAUCCAGAUUGAGACACUCGAGGGAAUCAACAACCUCGACGCCAUCUUGACCGAGGUCCCGGACAUCGACAUUGUCUGGCUGGGCAGCCUCGACGCCCGCAUCUCCAUGAACCUGCCCGGCAACUUUGGCCUCGGGGGCGACGAGCCAGAGUGGAUCGCAGCGACAGACAAGUUCUUCAAGGUGCUCGACAAGCACGACAAGCCCUACGGCGGCUUCUCCUUUGUCCAGCCCCCCUUCGGCUCGGCCGAGGGCUUCAAGAAAGCCACCGAGCGCAUGUCGUUUGUCAUGGCCUCUGCCGACGUCAUGCACCUCGCCAACCUCAACGAAGACCUCAAGAUUGCCAGGGGGCUUGUCGAGGAGGUACGGGUGGCGAAUGGCGCGACCAAGAACGGGGACGUCAGCCGCGUGGAGAAGCUGGCUCUGAAAUCGAACGCGAAAGAGAUUCCGAGUGAGUCUGCGUGA
This is a messenger RNA of Hirsutella rhossiliensis, 993 nucleotides long. RefSeq names its product hpcH/HpaI aldolase/citrate lyase family domain-containing protein. The record is from RefSeq and is a predicted model, not a curated record. Gene Ontology annotation, cellular component: cytoplasm. Bases 1 to 993 code for a protein of 330 amino acids. Lineage: Eukaryota; Fungi; Ascomycota; Sordariomycetes; Hypocreales; Ophiocordycipitaceae. Gene Ontology annotation, molecular function: aldehyde-lyase activity. The transcript has 3 exons.